Papaver somniferum (opium poppy) is the source of this 1041-nucleotide messenger RNA. RefSeq lists its product as uncharacterized. The transcript has 4 exons. NCBI's taxonomy places the organism in Eukaryota, Viridiplantae, Streptophyta, Magnoliopsida, Ranunculales, Papaveraceae. The record is from RefSeq and is a predicted model, not a curated record. The coding region runs from base 36 to 698 and encodes 220 amino acids.
GAUUAGACUUUUUGGAAGAAUUAAAAAAACCAACCAUGGAAGAAGAAAAUCAACAAAAACCUCCAACUCCAGUUCCGGCAACUGAACUACCGCAACCAACUGAAAACCCUAAAAUCCCGACUCAAAAUCCUUCUUCUCUUCCUCCUCUUCCUCCUAAUCAUACCGCCAAGAAGAGAAAGCUUGCUGAUAAUGUUGAUACCAAUAGUAAGUGUUUCAAGAUCCGUGCAAUUGUUAAAGAUCUUCGCCCUAAUUUCAUCGAGGUUCUGCGAACUCCUGAUUUCCGAAACAGUAAAGCUGCGGAAGAAAUUAAAACAAAGAUGAACCUCCUGAUAGUUUUGUAUAAACAAUUGGUGUCUGAGACAGUCUCAACUACAACUUGCAAUUCUGGGGUUCAAUCCUUGCCAGGAGAAAGCAAGGUUGAACAGAUCCCCUUGGAGAAGCUCCCAGAGGAAAAGCUUGCAGCACAACCUCAACCUCCACCUCAACCUGACCAAAUUCCACAAAAAGUAAGUGAACCUACAUUGGAUGUGAAUAACUCCAACAGUGCCGUGCAAGAUGUCAUGUUUGAAGGGACAUAUGUUGUUGGGGGUUCGAAUUUUGGUUGGAAUUUCAUCAUGCAUCCUGGUGGUAAACCAGUCUAUUACGGGGUAACAAGAGAAUCACGCAAAUUAGCGAAGGAACCUUGCUCGGACAAGUAAAACCGUCCUUGUCCCACCACCCGGAAGUGUCCAAACUGCUGCAAGGUUAAUGCACGUUUCGUCUCAGAUUCAGCUGCAUCGACCGCCAAUUCAAGACGAUUGUGCCUCAUUGCACUUUGAUUUCAACCCAUCGAUGGCGUACAUGACUUUUGCAUGUUUUUCUGUAGACCAAGUACGGUGGAAUGUAAAGUGCAGUUCGUUUGCACACCUGUAACAUUAGCUUUGAUUUAGCUCAGGAAACAACUUGUAACACGACUAAUGAAUUUAACGGUGUUUUCUUGUAAGGUUAACUAAAACCUAAUGAAUUUUUUUUUACUGUUCCAAUUAUUGGUUCCUUCUGAAA